AAAGUAACAGCAUGCAGAGAUGCAGUGUUCAUUAAUGCGAACUGCAUGUGGUAACCGCGAGCUGGUAGCGCGGUCCAUCCUUGAACCUUCAGGCGGCUCUGGCCAAGUGUCAGCAUCUUCUGCCGCUGCCUCAGAGGACGACGACGACGAAGUUGGCCACGCUGCCGACAUGAUGGUCUAUUCCGACCCCCAGUGGACUUGUCCUACAUCCACUAUGCUCCAACUAUACGACGACAUAGGCUACCGCGUAAAUGUUGUUGAGGCUCUUCAAGAGUUUUGGCAAAUGAAGCAGGCUCGUGGGGCUGACUUAAGAAAUGGUGCUCUUGUUAUAUAUGAAUCUGUGCCUUCUAGUUCGCAACCUUAUGUUUGUUAUGUGACCUUACCAGGAGGGUCAUGUUUUGGAAGCUUUCAGAAUUGUCCAACGAAAGCAGAGGCUCGUCGAAGUGCAGCUAAAAUAGCUUUAAUGAACUCAGUUUUUAAUGAACAUCCGUCCAGACGAAUAUCUGACGAUUUCAUAGAAAAGGCCGUUGCUGAAGCGCGAGCUUCGUUCAAGGGAGAACCAGAAGAAGCGGAUAACCCGAACACUGGCAUAGGAGCUUUUCGAUUUAUGUUGGAAUCGAAUAAAGGCCGCACUAUGUUAGAGUUCCAGGAGUUAAUGACAGUGUUUCAAUUGCUCCAUUGGAAUGGUAGUUUGAAAGCGAUGAGGGAACGCCAGUGUAGUCGUCAAGAAGUUGUUGCUCAUUAUUCGAAUCGAACACUUGAUGAUGAUAUGAGAUCUCAAAUGGCACUCGACUGGAUAGCUAGGGAGCAAGAGUGCAAAGGGGCCCUUAGAAGAGAACUAAACCAGGCCGAGAGAGAAUUAGAAUCUGCACGAUUAGCUGGACGUGAAUUACGUUUCCCCAAAGAGAAGAAAGACAUCCUGGUCCUGGCGCACAGCCAAGUCAAUAUGAACUAAUCAGUUUGUGCCUUUCUAUCGUGAUAAUGCGCCAAAUGUUUGAUGCACCAGGCCAGUUCAAAAUUGCUGAUCUGUUGAGACUGAUUUUUUUUUUGGGAUUUUCCCGGUGACUUUAACACUUUUUACAAAUCUAUUCUCCAAAUAUAAAUUCAUU
Agrilus planipennis (emerald ash borer) is the source of this 1109-nucleotide messenger RNA. RefSeq names its product protein limb expression 1 homolog (gene lft). The record is from RefSeq and is a predicted model, not a curated record. NCBI's taxonomy places the organism in Eukaryota, Metazoa, Arthropoda, Insecta, Coleoptera, Buprestidae. The transcript has 3 exons. The coding region runs from base 20 to 955 and encodes 311 amino acids. Gene Ontology annotation, cellular component: cytoplasm. Gene Ontology annotation, biological process: autophagosome maturation.